CUUUUUACCGUGACCGCACUUAUCACCGUGAGCCGAGCAAUCACUUUCUCAGAUUGUCAGCAUGUAGAGCAGCGAACCGUUAUCUAGUCUACCAAGCUGUUAUAUGAUUCAAAUCCUCAGUCUACCUUAAACAUGCUCGAUGUUUAAGACUUAAAAAACUAGUUAAACCGUAGUUUAGAUUUUAAAUAUAUAGGCCCAUAAAUAAAUAAUAAAGCCCCGGAACUGUGACAGCGGGCUUUCUUCGUCUCUAUAAGUUUCACCGAGGAGUUGUGGAGGAUGCAGGGAAGGAUGGCCGGGCGUCUGGACAUACAGAAGGGCGUUUUGAACUUUUUAUGCGCGUGUUUGUCUCUUACUGUCGUUACCUCCUACAACAUUGACUUGGAACAUCCCAUAGUGUUCCGUGGACCGAACUCCAGUUUUUUCGGAUAUUCAGUUUUGGAGCAUUAUCAUGACAAUACACGUUGGGUGCUGGUGGGAGCUCCCAGAGCCAGCUCGGCCUACAGCAGCGCGGUCCACACCCCAGGAGCCCUGUUCAAGUGUCGGGUCCACAGCAACCCGGGUCGCCGCUGCACGGAGAUGGACCUCGGCCGAGGUGGCAGGCCCAGGGAGUCCUGUGGGAAGACCUGCCAGGGAGACAGAGACGACGAGUGGAUGGGGGUCAGUCUGGCUCGGCAGGACAAACCCAACGGCAAGAUUUUGGCGUGUGCCCACAGGUGGAAGAACGUGUACUAUGACACAGAACACAUCCUCCCUCACGGUUACUGCUCCGUCAUCCCCUCCACCCUACAGGGAGUCUCUCGACCACUCAUCCCCUGCUACGAAGACCAUAAACAGAAAUACGGGGAGGAGCAUGGCUCAUGCCAAGCAGGCAUCGCUGCAGUCUUCACAGAGGAGCUGGUGGUGAUGGGGGCUCCGGGGUCCUACUACUGGAGAGGAACAGUGAAGGUGUUCAACCUGACAUCCAACACCACUUACAACCCCGACAAGGACCAUGUUGACUCCCAGAGAUACAGCUACCUGGGCUAUGCUGUGACAGCGGGACGUUUCUCCUCCCCCAGUGUGGUGGAUGUAGCAGCAGGAGCCCCACAACACAGUGGCGUGGGGAAGGUCUACAUAUUCAGAAUAGAUGGACAGUCACUGGUGAAAAUCUUUCAAGCAUCUGGAAAAAUGAUGGGUUCAUAUUUCGGCUCUGCGCUGUGUGCGGUGGACCUGAAUGGUGACGGCCUGUCUGACCUGCUAGUGGGGGCGCCCAUGCACACCUCCCAGAGAGACGAGGGCCAGGUCACCCUGUACCUGAGCCGUGCCAAUGGGGUGAUGGAGGAGGGGGGUCUACUGAAUGGAGACCAUGCCUACAACGCCCACUUUGGGGAAUGCAUCGCUGCGAUAGGAGACAUUGAUGACGACGGAUACCAAGAUGUUGCCAUAGGAGCACCGAAGGAGGAUGACUACGGAGGUGCGGUCUAUAUUUAUCAUGGUGACGCCUCGGGAAUCAUCACUAAAUACUCCAUGAGGCUGUCUGGUCACAGUGUUCAGCCUGGUCUACAGAUGUUUGGACAGUCCAUCUCUGGCAGCGUGGACAUGGAUGGCAACGGAUACCCAGAUCUCACCAUUGGUGCGUUCAUGGCUGACAGCGUGGUCCUGCUGAGGUCUCGUCCGGUGAUCGCGGUGGAUGUGUCCAUCUUCCUCCCCGCUUCCAUCAACAUCACUGCCCCGCAGUGCCACGAGGGAACGCACCUCAACUGCUUCAAUGCCACUGUGUGUCUGCGCUUCAGGGGCAAGCAGCUGCCAGGACUCAUAGAGCUGCAGUACACCCUGACAGCAGAUGCAGCGAGGCGCCAGAGGAGCCAGGCCUCCAGAGUGUACUUCUCCCAGGCUGGGUCCCAGAUCAGCUCCUUGAGCCGGCUGCAGCAUCUGAGCAUCGACACACAGGAUUGCCAGCAGUACACCGCCUACGUCAAGAAGGAUGUGAAGGAUGUGUUCACGGCCAUCAGCUUUGAGGUGGCGUACAGUCUGGGCCCACACAUGCUUGACCCUAACCCUAACCCCGACCUCCCACCCCUGACCCCUGUCCUGCGCUGGAGGAAGGGAGACAAGAUGGCAGCACACAACAAGACGUGGUUUGAGAAGAACUGUGUGUCUGAAGACUGUGCUUCUGACCUGGGGAUGCAUGGAAAGUUGCUGCUUUCUGGACUCCACAGUAAACCCUACCUGGCUCUGGGAGGAGUGAGGAACGUUUCUCUGAACCUGACCAUCUCCAACGCAGGAGACGACGCCUACGACACCAACAUCUACCUCAACUUCUCCUCAGAAGUCUUCUACAUAAACUACUGGCAGAAGGAGGAGAAGGGAAUUUCCUGUGAUCUGGUUGAGUUGGAUUUUCUCAAAUGCAGCGUGGGAUUCCCCUUCAUGAGAGCACAGACCAAGUAUCAUCUUGCAGUGAUCUUUGACAGCAGUCGGCUGUCAGGGCAGAAUGAAACCCUGCAGUUCAUAGUUCAAGCCAAAAGUGCAAACCCAGAACACAAGCUUCAGGACAACACACUGCAUUUGUCUGUACCACUGGUACACGAGGUGGACACAACUAUCACUGGGGUGGUGACCCCCAGCUCGUUUGUCUAUGGUACGUAUGGUAACUCCAUCGAUGAGUCUCGCUUUAUUCAGCUGCAGGACCUGGAGUGCAACUUCCAGCCUCUCAACCUCACCUUCCAGGUGAUAAACAGAGGUCCCAGCAGGUUACCUGGCUCCAUGGUAGACAUCAGGAUCCCCAGCAGGUUGUCUGGGAGUGGAGCAGAGAUGUUCCACAUUAUUGACACUCAGGUGUCUGAUGGGAGAGGUAACUGUUCUGUGCACAGGAACCCUAACCCAUGCUUCCUGCCCAGAGACAGAGAGAGUGUUUUCCACACCAUUUUCUCCUUCUUCACCAAGUCUGGACGCAGGGUCCUGGACUGUGAUCGUCCAGGCAGGGCCUGUCUGACGAUAUCCUGUCGUCUGGGCUCCCAGGCCAAGGAGGAGGCGCUGAGUGUGGACAUGAAGAUGCUGCUAAACGUGGAGAUUCUGAAGAGGGACAGCUCCUCUGUGGUCCAAUUUGUGACUAGGGGGAGCGUACGUGUGGACGACAGUGCUGUUGCAACGGAGAUUACCAAUGGCCUAUCAGAAGACGUAUCUGUAAUGUUUGAGGCGCUACACAGCCAGGAGCCGCGAGGCUAUGUGGUGGGCUGGAUCAUAGCCAUCAGCCUGCUGAUCGGGAUCCUGCUCUUCCUGCUGCUCGCUGUGCUCCUCUGGAAGAUGGGUUUCUUCCGUCGCCGUUACCGGGAAAUCCUGGAGGCGGAGAAGAACAGGAAGGACAGCAACGAGAGCUGGGACUGGGUGGAGAAGAGUCACUGAGAGGCGUGGCGAGGGGCCCCAGUGAGCCAAUGAGGGCAGAGACAUGGUGACAUAGGACCCAUCGCCAGCCCCUUAAGCACAAGCCCCGCCCUCCUGUCUUCCAUAUUUGGAAGAGAAGAAUAUUCUCCUGAUUUUUCGGAGACUUGACUGACAUUUACGUUUGUGUGUGUAGAGAUACAGGAAGUUUCAUCCUAAGGCCUAGCGGGCGUGGCUCCUCAGGGGGGUGUGACUCCCCAGAGAUUCGCUAUGGAACUCUGUUGAACCCUGUGAAGAUAAACAUGGAAAACCCUAACCCAUUGCCAGCUAACCAGCCAGCUAACCAUCCUGGCGACCAGCCAGCAAGCUAACUAGCCAGGCAACCAACUAGCUAACCAGGUAGCUAGCCAACCAGCUAUCCAGCGAACUAGCCAGCCAGCUAGCCAACAAGGUAGUCAGCCAGGCAGCCAACUAGCCAACCAGGUAGCUAACCAGCCUGCCGGGUAGCUAACUAGCCAGCCAACCAGCUAUCCAACCAGCUUGCCGACCAGGUAGUAAGCCAGGCAGCCAACUAACCAACCAGGUAGCUAACCAGCCAGGUAGCUAGUCAACCUGGUUGCUAGUCAGCCUGCCAGGUAAAUAGCCAGGUAGGCAGUUGUUUCAGCAGACUGCCCUGUUUGUGGGGAUCAUUGAUACUAGACAUCACACCCUCAGGUCACUUGGUCAUAGCACACUUUAUUUUUAUACCUGCAGUCUAAAGCCACAUUGUACUAUGUGGCUUCAGGAGAAACUGCGGGGUGGGUGAGGCCAACAUAUCAUAUAUUUUUAUAAAAGCACUGAAGUCAGAUAAGAGCUGAUGCCUUUUUUUUUUUUUAGCUUGUCAGCGCCAAAAAUAUGUAAUGUGCAGUGUUUUUGAUUGAGUUUAUGUGUUCAGAUUUGAAAAUGAAAGAUUGUAUCUGGA
Messenger RNA from Osmerus eperlanus (European smelt), 4318 nucleotides. It is a transcript of the gene itga9, whose product is annotated as integrin, alpha 9. The transcript has 28 exons. Gene Ontology annotation, molecular function: integrin binding. Lineage: Eukaryota; Metazoa; Chordata; Actinopteri; Osmeriformes; Osmeridae. Gene Ontology annotation, biological process: integrin-mediated signaling pathway; cell-matrix adhesion; cell-cell adhesion. The record is from RefSeq and is a predicted model, not a curated record. Bases 277 to 3381 code for a protein of 1034 amino acids. Gene Ontology annotation, cellular component: integrin complex; external side of plasma membrane.